Messenger RNA from Portunus trituberculatus (swimming crab), 1761 nucleotides. RefSeq names its product ETS-related transcription factor Elf-3-like. The record is from RefSeq and is a predicted model, not a curated record. Lineage: Eukaryota; Metazoa; Arthropoda; Malacostraca; Decapoda; Portunidae. Gene Ontology annotation, molecular function: DNA-binding transcription factor activity, RNA polymerase II-specific; sequence-specific DNA binding. Gene Ontology annotation, cellular component: nucleus. Gene Ontology annotation, biological process: cell differentiation; regulation of transcription by RNA polymerase II. Bases 510 to 1706 code for a protein of 398 amino acids. The transcript has 6 exons.
UGCUUGUGUCAGGAGCUAGAGUGAGAGAGAGAGAGAUAGUGAGAUAGUUUACUGAAGUCUCCCGUUUUCUAUCUCGUUUUCUAAGUGGCAAAUAUAUCGAAAAAUUGAAAUAUACAGCAAAGAAGUUAAGGAAAAUUAAAAUAUCAAUCUACAGUUUAUCAAAAGGCCAGAAAUUCAACAAAAUAUAAAGAAAAACAAGAUUGAUCACGUUACGAGAUUCGCGCCCCGUUGGAAAGACAGAAAAACGUAAACAAACCAUCAAGAACCACCAAGAUCAAGAUUAAACUCCUUCUACACCACCAAGAUCAAGAUUAAACACCCUCUACACCACCAAGCCCUUUAUAAAACCCAGUCCUUCAUAAUCCCAUCAAAAUCACCACUGAAACCCCUUUAUAAAGAAUCCAAUCCUUUAAAAACCCCAAAAUCAGGAUCGGAACCCCUUUGAGGAGAAUCCAACCCUUUAAAAACCUACAUUUUCACCAAUAAGGGAUUCCAAGGCACCAGGAACCAUGGAUCACCUGGAGUAUGAGAAUCUGAACCCCUCCUUUGUCCUCGAUGAACCUAAUAGCACUAAUUCCAAUAUUGACACAUUCUGCCAAACUUAUCUUGGUGACAUGAGCUCACUAGGCGCUUCUUCUCUUCAGUCUUCUCCUUUUCUAUCUCCUUAUCUCCCAGCCUCUCCCUACCACUCCUCGGCCUCCUCCCUCUCCUCCUCCCCCUCCCCCCUCCUCGCCCUGGAUGGAGAGGCGAUUUCCGGGGGCUUACUUGAAGAAAUUGAGUCUUAUGGAAGAAUUGAUAUCACAGAAUGGAGAGGAGAGGACACGCUGGACUGGGCUGGGAGUGUGUGCCGGCGCAGGGGAAUUGACCAAAGCACACUGGAUCUGUGGGCCUUCCGCGGGGUUCCUGGCGAGACCCUGCGAAGAAUGAGCUUGCAGGAUUUCUGUGACCUGGUUGGCGCCGUGUAUGGGCCUCUGUUUCACUCUGAGCUGGAGGACUACUGCAGAAGGAGAGAUGAAGGUCAGCGGUGGAGGCACAAGACAGGCGGCUCCUCCCCUUACAGUGACCACGGGAGCCAGUUUGACCUGACCUCUGACCUUCCUGAGUUAGAUCUGACCUCUGAGGAAAUUCGUGAUUUAGACAAGUACAUAGUAGGAGAUUUUCAAGAGCUUGACCUGGACCAAUCGAUGUCAUAUUACGAUUCCGUGGACAGUUUUCCGGAGUCAGUAGCGCAGUUGUCAACCGGGCCACCCUCCCCACUCCCUGCCUCCUCCUCCUCCUCCUCCUUCUUCUCCUCCUCCUCCUCCUCCUCCUCUUCCUCCUCCUCUUCCUCCUCCUCCAACCUCCUAACUCUUCCUGACCCGCUGAAGAAGAUUAAGCAGGAUCCCAAAAAGAGACCGCGGGGGCCGAAGAACUGGGAAUUUGUGAUACGUCUGUUGGCUGACCCCAGAACUAACCCCUCCUUAAUUCGCUGGGAGCAGAAGGAGGAGGGCACCUUUCGCCUCGUCCAGCCCGGAGCUAUCGCCUCCAUGUGGGGCCAACGCAGCGAUAGGCCUAACCUCUCUUAUGACAACUUCGCGCGAGGCCUACGGUACCACUACACCACGGGCGCCCUCCAGCCAGUGUCGGAGAAGCAACUAGUGUACAGGUGUGGUCCCAAAGCUGUCAAAUACCUAAUUGAACUUAGUAAGGGCGACAUUAAGCAUUGAGAGAGAGAGAGAGAGAGAGAGAGAGAGAGAGAGAGAGAGAGAGAUGAAAAGAUGU